GCUGACGGAGUUCCGGAGUGGCAUUCGGUUCGUUGCUUCGCUUGACGUCUGCGCAGAACGCGAGUCCUUCAAGAUACGUAUGAGGUUUCAAGCGUUUCAAGGGGAAUCGGUGAGUUCACUCGUUACAGACUGCUGGACGCCUGGAUGGUAGAAUUGGGUAAAGUCGUUUUAGUUGCCAGUGUCAAACGAUCACUGGCCGGUAUCGAACGUCAUGUGAGUUGUGUACCGGAUUGUCGUACCGGAACCGUGUUGUUGAAUAAAUCAUUGACGAACUGUUCAACGUUGAUGUUCUGUUGUUGUUAGUGUAUAGGACGAGUGUAGUAGGACUGAUUAUAGUGAGGAGGCAACAGUUUCUUGUCUAUAGAUGUGGUUUGCAAUGCGUAUGAAAUAAAUACGAAAUUAUGCGCAUAUUUGUGAAAAAAUAGUGCCGUGCACUUUUAAAAAUAUACCAAGCCAAAUCGAGUAAAUAUCGUACGCAUGUUGUGACAAAAUACAAAACAGAGAAUUGUAAAUAUUUUACACGGCCACAAACUUUGUACUGUGUUGUGUUCGUGAUCUCCUUUAUCUAAAGCGUGCAUGAAACUGAAAGUAAAUCUCCGGGGAAGGUGUUCGCUAACUCUCUUCGACUUUACCAGCUAAUGGAAGUUGGCAAAUGUAAAAGUUAAAAGUUUCGGUUAGUCGUUUCCCAAAUCUAGCGGUACUUCGCUUUCUCCAACAGUCGUGCGAUCUUAUCUUUCUUUCCAUGUGUUGUGUGAUGUGGAACUAUGGAGACGACCGGGCAAAUAUGUUACUAUGGAAACGACCGGGCAACGAUGUUACCGUUCAGUAAACCAUCGCCCCUGAAGCACCAUAUAGACAAGUGGAUUAAAUUGAUAAGGUUUCAUUCGAUGAAAGCGCGGGAAUAUGUAAUAAAGAACCAUUCUGCUUUGCUUUCAUACGCACGCACACAGCUCGAAUCAACAUCGGAAACCGAAGGACGGCCACAUCCGACAGUGAAAUCCAACUAACAUUUUUUGUGUUUGCGUGCGAAACCGUAUCUAGUCGUAAAAAGAUAUCGCAAAAAAGGGUGAUUUUAUUAGAAUACUGACAACAUCUGACGGACUGGGUGCGUGCGUGCGUGCAUGCGACCUAAGUAAAUAAAACGGCCUAUUUACACUUCUUUUCGUGGAUGAAAGUGAAGUGGAACCGUGGGCUGGAAAAAAACACACCAAAGGAAUGCGAAACAGUUUCGCAUAAAGUGCUUGGUACGUGUGUCGGAAGCCGGUGUUGGAAGUCCUUAAUUUUCGUGAACUGUAGAAGCAAGAUGUCCGUGAAGUAGAAAGUGUUCUCCACUUCCCUCUUUUACUGCUUGCCCAUUCCAACCAGGCACCGGGUGAAUGGUUCUACGGUCGAAUGAUUAUUACGAUUAUUACUAAGCAUACACAAAGUUGUUCCGGUGAACCUCCGUGCCUUACGGGGAAUGUGCGAAUUUGAAAACCAGUGUCGCACGUCACAGGAUGUGCGAAUAUGAUGGCCAAUAAAAGCAAAGGACAACAGCUCGUUCGAUGGUUGCCGAAAGGGUUAACGGCGCAACACAAGUGCUUAUACGUAUCGAAUCGUAGAUAUAGGCCAGAUUGAGCCCUCGGGGCUAACCAUCGCACACGAGACAUACGGAUUCGUCAAGAAGAAGGUCAAAAUGACGGUCGUCGACUUGUCAUAAAACGAUUUUCCUCAAUAGCAGUGUCAGCAGGAGCAGUAGCGCUCGCUUGUUUUAGGAUAUCGAAAAACGAAAUCGAAAUUCGGUGCAACAGUGUGGGCAAGUGAAGUGAAUGUUGUGAACGAAGAAUAGAAAGUGGAUUUUAUAAAAAUUUAUGAAACGGCCAGCCCGAACAGCAUUUGCAAAUCGUAGUGCUUAUCCAUCUGGUUGCUUCAUAUUUUAGUUUCUUUUUAUUUUCGAAAACAUUUCGAUCGCACGCAACGGUACGACAUCUUGAGAACGACCGUGUUGGGACGUGCACAGGUUCCCAGUUUUCGAAAUUCUCGGUACCAUCGAAAGUUCGAACAUUGGACGAGCGUAAAAAUAGAAAUUCUCCAUCGCAGAACGAAGUGUUGUCGCCUCCACCACAACGUCUCUUUCGUUGUACGUGAUUGGUAUAAAAGCAGCAGACAUUAUGUGCGAAGGCCCGAAUAUACCUUCCGGACGCCACAGGUCCGGAGAGAAACACUGUCUCACCAGUCGUAGAAGAACCGAAGCUCGACAUCGAACAGUUGUGACUGGUGGAUUAUUGCUGUGGCUGGGAUUGCUGACGAUGUUUGUCAAGGGAAAUCCCGAAACACGCAGUAACGAGCAGGAACUGAAGCCAAGCUUCGCGAGUCCGAUCGAGAACGUGACAGUUCCUAUAGGUAGAGAGGCGACGCUCAGUUGCAUUGUACAAAAUUUAGGUGCCUACAAGGUCGGCUGGAUGCGAGCCUCCGAUCAGACAGUCCUUGCGCUCCAGGGACGGGUUGUGACGCACAAUUCUCGCUAUAGCGUGACACAGGAGGAGCGUGACGUCUGGCGGCUAAAGAUACGAAAUGUGCGCGAGUCCGACCGGGGUUGCUACAUGUGUCAAAUAAACGUCACGCCACUGCAGAAACAAGUAGGCUGUGUUGAUGUACAGUUGCCACCGGAUAUAUCGGACGAGCAAUCCUCUUCGGAUAUGACAGUUCGUGAGGGUGGUAACGCAACGUUCUACUGUCGUGCAACCGGACAUCCUACACCGAAAGUCACCUGGCGAAGGGACGAUGGAAAAUUGCUCUAUCUUCUCCGAAACGGAACCGACCAGCGCAAGGUCGAUCAACAUGUUGGCAUCUUCCUAAACCUGACCCACGUCAGUCGGAAACAGAUGGGUGCAUAUUUGUGUAUCGCUUCCAACGAAGUCCCACCAGCCGUUAGCAAGCGCGUCUAUCUCAACGUUCACUUUCCACCAAACGUGACGACGGCGAAAACGCUUCUUGGAGCCUACGAGGAAUCGGACGUAGAGUUGGAGUGUGAAGUGGAGUCAUUUCCACGUUCGGUUAACUAUUGGACGAAGGUAGCAAAGGGAGGACGCAACCCUAGCAGCAGCUUGAGCUCGUCCAGUGCAGAAAUCUUCCACCAUCACCAUCAGGAGGUGAUGCUGAACGGUGAUCGGUAUGAAAUUCGGGAGCAACAUUUCGGUACCCUUUACUCGGCAAAGAUGACGCUACGGAUUCGCAGUUUCUCCAUGGCCGACGCUGGCAGCUACAUGUGCAUAUCAUCGAACGCCUUUGGCAAGGCCAACCGAACAAUUCGGCUGUACGAGAUUAAAAGACCCACGACUACCACCAGCACGACGACAACAACUACUACCACUACGACGACUACAACAACCACUACGACUACACCUGCACCGCCACCUCCUACGCCACCGCGCCGAAGAACUACACUAAUGGGCCCAAGGGCACCAUACGGUACAACGCCCUACCCUCCGACAGGAUUCAUCAUCGAGUACAUCACCUACUCGCCGGGCUUUGUCGAGUACGGGGCGAACGGUGAGACCUACAUCAACUAUCCGCAUCUGACGGCCUACUCGAAAUCGUCCUCCUCGUCCUCCUCUUCCUCCUCAGCGAACCCGCACGGAUCAUCAGCGGCUUCCUCAGCGGCCUGUCCGCCCUCCACAGUUGCGCUGCUCGGUAGCCGUUGGACCGCUGGAACUCUAGGUGGAUCGUUCCGUCCCCUGUCCGGGCUAGAGGAUAGAUUUAUGAGCAUUUUGAUCGUGACAGCCCUGUCCUGUGUAUCCUUUUUUCGCUACUUUCAAAUCUAUCUUCCCUGGAUUAUACUUUUUCUGCUGCUCGUACUGAUCGGUCGCAAGCCAAAAGAGAAAAUCUCGUCCGAUCUCGUCCUCCACCAUGCGCCCUGUGCUCUGUGAGGAUACGGCACCGGGUGCCAUCUGUCACCGAGAAUGACCAGGCCGACGACGAGGACGAAAACGACCGUACAAGACAACAACCUGACGAUUCCGAUGGCCGUUCGUUACGAAAGAGGUAACGAAGGUAAUGUUGUUUUCUAAUUUGCUAGGAUUAAUCAGGAAACAACGACCUUCCCCCUGUCUCGGAUGCAAUGCGGUCCGAAGAGUCCUGGUACCGUAUAGAAUAGAUCAAAUAAGCGCCGAGUAAAGGAUGCGUAGCAAAUGAAGCAGACACUAAAAUAAGGGAUCGCAAAGGACACGUGAAAUUUGUGUAUGGGCAGGGCAACAUGAUAAAGGGAAGGAAGAGUGAAUAAAUAGAAAUCCGAGAAAGCCGGAGCCCCCACUCAAGCUAAAUAAACCGGAAACCCGGUCAUGUUACGAUGUACAUAUUAAGCAAAUACUUCCAGUAAUAAAUUGCAAUAGCCAACAAAAACAGUAUCACCCUAGUUGACCGAUGUCAGGCAAUGCGCAGUCAAGCCGUUUAGAACAAAAAAGAAUGCGUUCCAGAGCGCACAUUCGGAGUACUAAUCAAUAAAAAAAGAACACAGAAACUGAAACAACCAAA
Molecule: messenger RNA, 4512 nt
Organism: Anopheles funestus (African malaria mosquito)
Lineage: Eukaryota; Metazoa; Arthropoda; Insecta; Diptera; Culicidae
Product: lachesin-like
Exons: 9
Coding region: 2151-3908 (585 amino acids)
Cellular component (GO): neuron projection
Source: RefSeq, a predicted model, not a curated record